GGCUACUGUUCAAAAAAGAUGGGCACCACUGGCGAGGCAAUGGAGAGUUUAAGUGAGCUGGCCUAGGGGGUGGGCGGCGUUGAGAGUGAUGUGGGCAGUGGAGGAAUGAAGCAUGGUGCUGGCCUCUCGGGCAGUGAAGUGGUGGACCAGAGAGGAAACGAUGGGGGCGGCGCCCAAAGCCUUGUCAUUAACCCAACUGCUCUCCACUCUGCUGAGUCUACUCUACUUCACCCCCAGCCGGACCGGACCGGAGGGAACAAAAAGGAGAAGCAAGCAUCGAUGAAUGCAUUCUGCAGCAACACAUGCGACCACUCUGCAUUUCUCCUAUCCGCGGGCCAAACCAGUCUCCACCGUCACCGACCAUCCACGCGCCACCGGACCACAGUAAUGACGUCACAGUCGUCGGGAAGAAAAACAACAACGACAACCACACGUGCAGUGUAUAGGGAGGUGGAGACGCUGCAGAAAGGGAUUGCGGAGUUGUACGACGAGUCAUCGGGAAUAUGGGAGGACAUUUGGGGGGACCAUAUGCACCAUGGCUUCUACGACCCUAAUGAUACUGUCUCUGUCUCCGACCAUCGCUCCGCCCAGAUCCGCAUGAUCGAAGAGGCUCUGCGCUUCGCCUCCGUUCCCGGUACCACCUUUACUCUUUCUCGUCUAUCUAGACUUCUAUAA
This is a messenger RNA of Ilex paraguariensis (yerba mate), 675 nucleotides long. The record is from the annotation of a GenBank genome assembly. NCBI's taxonomy places the organism in Eukaryota, Viridiplantae, Streptophyta, Magnoliopsida, Aquifoliales, Aquifoliaceae.